AUCAAGUCGAUCUUGAUCUCGCUAUUUAUAUAUAUGCUGGGUGGCUGCUAGAGCUGCGUCUUCAAUUCCGGCCUGUUGGAUCCCCGGCUCUGCCUCGAGCAUGAAGAGCUUGUUGCAGUUCCUGGAGCGGGAGAGGCGGCGGCAGCAGCAAGGCGACGAGGAGGAGGGGGCGGCGCUGGUGCUGGUGCCUCAGCCGCCUCCGGACGGCGACGACGACCAUGGAGGAGGAGGAGGAGGAGCUGCUGCUGGCCAUGAGGACGAUCCGGCGGCAGCCAAGCAGCAGCAGCAGCAGCUGGAUGACGACGACGAUCAGGCGAUAGCAGGUUCGAAGUCGUCGAAGCAGGCGGCGGCGUGGUGGAGGCGGCGGCCGCAGACGAAGACGAAGCUGAAGCUGGUGGUGCCGACGAGAGGCGUGGGGCUGGUGGUCGCGGGUCUCGUCGUCCUGGCCUUGGUCGUCGGCGGCAGCAGCAGCUGGUGGAUCCACCUCGACUAUGCAUCGUCGUUCUUGCUCGGCGGCGUCAGGCAGCACCAACGGCGGCCUCCUCACCACGUCCCCUCGCCCGCGGCGGACCUGGUGCCCAUACCCUUCAACUGCACCGCCGGCAACGCCACGACGACUACCACAUCGUCGUCGAUAUCUCCCUCGCCGUCGCCGUCAUCACCACCACCGCUUUUUUCGGUGCAGCAGCAGCAGCAGCAGCAUCCUCCCCGGUGCCCGGAGUACUUCCGGUUCAUCCACUCGGACCUGUCGCCGUGGCGCGCGACGGGGAUCACGCGCGAGGCGGUGGAGCGCGGGCGCGGGCGCGCGGCGUUCCGGCUGGUGGUGGUGGGCGGCCGCGCGUUCGUGGAGACAUACCACCGCGUGUUCCAGACGCGCGACACCUUCACGCAGUGGGGCAUCGCGCAGCUGCUGGCGCGCUACCCCGGCCGCGUCCCCGACCUCGACCUCAUGUUCAACUGCGAGGACAUGCCCGAGGUCCGCGCCGCCGACUUCCCCGCCCGCUCCGACGCGCCGCCGCUCUUCCGCUACUGCAAGGACGACGCCACGCUGGACAUCGUCUUCCCCGACUGGUCCUUCUGGGGCUGGCCCGAGAUCAACAUCCGGCCCUGGGCGCCGCUGCUGGAGGAGAUGGCGGCCGACAUGGCGCGCCUGCCCUGGCCCGACCGGGAGCCCUACGCCUACUGGAAGGGCAACCCCGGCGUGUCCGCCGACCGCGGCGACCUCCUCCGCUGCAACGUCUCCGACAAGAUGGACUGGAAGGCGCGCGUGUUCGCGCAGGACUGGGGCGCCGCCGCCCGCGCCGGCUUCCGGGGCUCCAACCUGGCGGAGCAGUGCCGGCACAGGUACAAGGUGUUCGUGCGGGGGCGGUCGUGGUCGGUGAGCGAGAAGUACAUCCUGGCCUGCGACUCGCCGGUGCUGCUGGUGGACACGCCCUUCCGGGACUUCUUCUCCCGGGGGCUCGUCGCCGGGGAGCACUACUGGCCCAUCGACCCCGCGCGCAAGUGCCCCUCCAUCCGGUUCGCCGUGGACUGGGGCAACGCGCACCCGGCGCGGGCGCGGCGGAUGGCCGCCGAGGGCAGCGGCUUCGCCAGGGAGGAGCUCGCCAUGGACUACGUCUACGACUACAUGCUGCACCUGCUGACCGAGUACGCCCGCCUGCUGCGCUACAAGCCCACCGUGCCGGACAAGGCGGUGGAGCUGCGCGCCGAGGCCCUCGCGUGCCCCGCGCGCGGCCGCGAGAGGGACUUCAUGAUGCAGUCCAGGGAGAGGUACGUCGCCGACUACGAGCCCUGCACCCUGCCGCCGCCCUUCACCGCCGGCGAGCUCAGGGACAUGGCGAGGAGAGACCAGGAGGUGCGCGACAGGGUGAAAAGGAUGACCAUGGAGUACGACCACGACCACAGUCGUCCGCCGCAGCCAUAAAUAUAAGGGUUUGAAUUGAAUUAUACAGUAGCAUUUGACAGCCGCAGCUGAUGCUGACGAUAUGGAUGAGCAAAUGCAUUAUAUAUACAUACAUACAUACAUACAACUACUAUUCCACUCACAUCACUGGAGUUUAUUUGGGCCUCCUGAAUUUUUUUUUUGUAUGGUAUCACUGUAAUAACAUCGUCAUCUAUAUAGAUCA
This is a messenger RNA of Panicum virgatum (switchgrass), 2126 nucleotides long. RefSeq names its product O-glucosyltransferase rumi-like. Lineage: Eukaryota; Viridiplantae; Streptophyta; Magnoliopsida; Poales; Poaceae. The transcript is spliced from 2 exons. Bases 101 to 1924 code for a protein of 607 amino acids. The record is from RefSeq and is a predicted model, not a curated record.